AGAACAACCCAAACCAACCAGACAAAUUCAAACCAGAACCCAAGGAGGCUAAAUGGGGGUGGGCAUUGGGUGUUGGAAUCUUCAGCAUCAUCGCCUCAAUCAUCGCCCUCUUUGUCAUCCUGGACAUUGUUUUAUUCCGUAAACACUGCAAAUUUUGUCAAUCAAAUCUACGCUCAUUUAAGAAAAAGAUAAAGAAAAAACUUCGCAAUAGAAAAACUAAGCCCUAUGACCAAGAAUCUAAGUUCCCCAGCCAAGCAAACAUGAAGCCAGAGAAGGCAAACAGUAUCACAACAUCACUUUCUGAUGUCUCACAAUCAUCAGCAGAGACAGUAUUAACUGAAGUUGCUUUGUGAUUUAUUAGGG
Molecule: messenger RNA, 363 nt
Organism: Physella acuta
Lineage: Eukaryota; Metazoa; Mollusca; Gastropoda; Physidae
Source: RefSeq, a predicted model, not a curated record